AUGGCUCUUGAAGAAUUAGUCUUAGGAACAGAUGAGGAUAAUAUGGGGGAUGGUUGCUCUCAGAAACUGGCUUCUGCCAAGUUCCUUCGACUUUUGCUCCUAAUACUGAUUCCAUGCAUCUGUGCCCUUAUCCUUUUGUUGGUGAUCCUGCUUACCUUUGUAGGGGUGUUAGAAAAAACAUGCUUUUAUUCAAAUGGAAGCGAGAUCCUCACAGUUAACGGUGACAUUGAAACAUCUGAUGUUCUUUUGCCAAACAUGGUUGAAAACAGUUCCAAGAUUGAGGCCACAAUGGAUCUCGGCACACUGCCCUCUUCCUGGACCACUGCGCCUUUAUCUCACAUUGACCAAAUAAACAAGAACACAGGUGCCUGCAUAAAUAUCACCAACAGCCAGUGCCAAAUGCUGCCAUAUAACUACACCACUAUAACUUCAGUUCUUUCUAUUGUCAAAAGUAUUGAAAUGGAAAAGUUCCUGAAGUUCUUCAGUUAUCUCAAUCGUCUCAGCUGCUAUCAACACAUCAUGCUGUUUGGCUGUAGUCUUGCUCUUCCUGAAUGCAUCAGUGACGGUGAUGACAGUCGAGGCCUCUUGCCCUGCAGGACAUUUUGUGAGGCAGCAAAAGAAGGCUGUGAACCAGUGCUGGGUAUGGUAAAUGCUUCUUGGCCAGAAUUCCUGAAGUGCUCUCAAUUCCAAAAUGAAACUGAAAAUGACACCACUACAAGGCUAUGCUUCUCACCACACCAAGAAAAAGGAAAGCAGUCACUGUGCGGAGGAGAGGAGAGUUUCUUGUGUGCCAGUGGGAUCUGCAUCCCAGGGAAACUGCAGUGUAAUGGCUACAAUGACUGUAAUGAUUGGAGUGAUGAGGUCCAUUGCAACUGCAGUCGUGAUCUAUUUCAUUGUAACACGGGAAAAUGCCUAAAUUACACCUUUGUUUGUGAUGGAUAUGAUGACUGUGGAGACCUUAGCGAUGAACAGAACUGUGAUUGUAAUCCAGUGACACAUCAUCAGUGUGGAGAUGGAAGAUGUAUAACAGCUGAUUGGGUAUGUGAUGGUGACCAUGACUGUAUAGACAAAUCAGAUGAAAUCAAUUGCUCAUGUCAUAGUCAGGGUCUGGUGGAGUGCAGAAAUGGGCAGUGCAUUCCUAGUGCAUUCCAGUGUGAUGGAGAUAAUGACUGUAAAGAUGGAAGUGAUGAAGAAAACUGCAGUGAAAGUCAAACCCUCUGUCAGGAGGGAGACCAGAGAUGUACUUCCUGUCCUGAUCCCUGUGGAACUUCUCUCUGUGAGAUGAGAAACAGCCAGACAAACUGCAGUCAGUGUGAACCAAUUACUCUGGAACUCUGUAUGAACUUGCCUUACAACUACACUUAUUACCCAAACUACCUGGGCCACAGGACACAGAAGGAAGCCUCUAUCAGCUGGGAGUCUUCUCUUUUCCCAGCCUUGGUUCAGACCAACUGCUACAAGUACCUUAUGUUUUUUGCCUGUACAAUCUUAGUACCAAAAUGCGACCCCCAUACAAAUCAGCGGAUCCCACCUUGCAGGACAUUAUGUGUACAGUCUAAGGAACGCUGUGAGUCUGUGCUUGGGAUUGUAGGUCUGCAGUGGCCAGAAGAUACUGACUGCACUCAAUUUCCAGAUGAGAACUCAGACAAUCAAACUUGUCUAACACCGGAUGAAGAUGUAGAAGAAUGCUCACCCAGUCACUUCAAGUGCCGUUCUGGGAGGUGUGUCCUGGCAUCCAGAAGAUGUGAUGGUCAAGCUGACUGUGAGGAUGAUAGUGAUGAGGACAGCUGUGGUUGUAGAGAAAGGGGUCUUUGGGAGUGCCCUUUGAAGAAGCUGUGCAUCAAACACACUAUGAUCUGUGAUGGUUUUCCAGACUGCCCUGACAUGAUGGAUGAAAAGAACUGCUCAUUUUGUGAAGAGAGUGAACUUGAAUGUGCCAACCAUGAAUGUGUGCCACGUGAGCUCUGGUGUGAUGGGCAAGCAGACUGCAGUGACAGCUCAGAUGAAUGGGACUGUGUCACCCUGUCUAAAAACAUGAGUUCCUUGACGUUCCUGACCAUUCACAGGUCAGCUGCUGAUAACCAUGUUUGUGCUGAUGAGUGGCAAGAAAAUUUAAGCCAACUGGCCUGCAAUCAGAUGGGUUUAGGAGGACCAUCCAAAACGGAAAUUGUAAUGGAGAAUGAGGAAAUGCAGCAUCAAAAGUGGAUGAAUCUGCACUCAGACUGGAAGAAUAAAAAUGCAUCCACUUUACAUGCACUUCUAGUGAAUGGACAGAUGUGUCGAAGCAGAAGCAAAGUGGCUCUCCUUUGCACUAAAGAAGACUGCGGCCGUCGCCCAGCUGCUCGCAUGAACAAGAGGAUCCUUGGUGGUAGGACCAGUCGCCCAGGCCGAUGGCCAUGGCAGUGCUCCCUGCAGAGUGAGCCAAGUGGACACAUAUGUGGCUGUGUUUUGAUUGCGAAGAGAUGGGUCUUGACAGUAGCACACUGCUUUGAAGGGAGAGAAAAUGCAGCUGUUUGGCAAGUAGUGUUUGGGAUUAGCAAUCUUGAUCAUCCAUCAGGUUUCAUGCAGACCCGAUUAGUGAAGACAAUUAUCCUUCAUCCACGCUACAACAGAGCAGUUGUAGACUAUGAUAUCAGCAUUGUGGAACUAGACAAGGAUAUCAACGAGACAAGCUAUGUAAGACCUGUCUGUUUGCCCAGCAAGGACCAGUUAGUUCGGCCAGAUACCUACUGCUACAUCACAGGCUGGGGACACAUGGGCAACAAAAUGCCUUUCAAGCUUCAAGAAGGAGAGGUUCGCAUCAUUCCUUUAGAACAAUGCCAGUCAUACUUUGACAUGAAAACCAUCACCAGCAGGAUGCUGUGUGCUGGCUAUGAGUCUGGCACUGUGGACUCUUGCAUGGGUGACAGUGGAGGACCGCUUGUGUGUGAGCAACCUGCAGGACGCUGGACUUUGUUUGGUUUAACAUCUUGGGGCUCUGUCUGCUUUUCCAAGGUUUUGGGACCUGGAGUUUACAGUAAUGUGUCACAUUUUAUUGAGUGGAUUGAAAGACAAAUAUACAUCCACACCUUUCUGCUAAACUAA
This is a messenger RNA of Haliaeetus leucocephalus (bald eagle), 3084 nucleotides long. RefSeq names its product corin, serine peptidase (gene CORIN). The coding region runs from base 1 to 3084 and encodes 1027 amino acids. The record is from RefSeq and is a predicted model, not a curated record. Gene Ontology annotation, biological process: acrosome reaction; peptide hormone processing; regulation of blood pressure. Gene Ontology annotation, molecular function: serine-type endopeptidase activity; protein binding. NCBI's taxonomy places the organism in Eukaryota, Metazoa, Chordata, Aves, Accipitriformes, Accipitridae. Gene Ontology annotation, cellular component: membrane. The transcript has 22 exons.